CAUGGAUAAAAUUUUGAUUAUCUUCGGAGCAUCAGGAAAUUUGUGCAGAACAAAAAUUUUGCCUUCUAUCCUGAAAGAGAGGCUUUACGAAGGGUGCGAAAUUAUUUUGUACUCGCGAAACAUAGACUGCGAUUUUUUGCAGGCAUUGGCGAAAGAGAAUGAUGAAAAGAACAUAAAAGUUGUGCAGGGAGAGUACACAGAUGUGGAAAAAAUAACAAAAAUGGUAGAUAACAAGAAAUUGGCGCUCUUCUAUUUGUGUAUACCUUCGCACAGGCACCAUUCCAUCGUUCAAUGCCUGAACGGCCUGGACAGAGAGGUGGUCGUUGCUCUGGAGAAGCCGUUUUUCACAUGUUUGAAAGAGGUGGAGGAUGCGCAGCAUUUUAAGAAUGUGAAGUUCAGGUUUAUCGACCAUUAUCUGCUUAAACCGCUUAUUUUGGCGUUCCCGCGUUUUGAGCACAGGGUUAAGCCGCUAUUAGAAAAUGUGACCGGUGUUGAACUCUUUUCACUAGAAAGCACGUUGGCCGGCGAUCGCGUAGCAUUCGACAAGGACGGUAUCUUCAAGGACAUGGUAUUCACACACCUGUUCAGCGUGUACGAGCAUAUUUUUGGGAACGGCUCCCUGAAGGACCUCACAUUCAAAGACCUGCACCUGAAAGGACAGUACAAUGAUUACGAGUUCAAGGGAUCGCACACCGAAACGUUCUCAUUCUCUGUCUUUGAGCACAAAAACGGAUACAACGUCCUUUUCAUCGCGGGCAAAGGGCUGAAGAACAAGGAAACCACCGUAAAAGUGCUGAGCACAGACAACAACGUAACAUUUGACAUCUACCCCGGCAAAAACGUUGUAUCACAGGACAGCGUGCUUGUAGAUACCACGAUGGUUGAGAAGUACGUCAAAGACACGUAUGUUCAUGAUGAUUAUGACCUUGUUCUGUGUUCUCUGGUGGCAGGUAAAGAAUUCAACACAGUGCCCGUUGAUAGAAUCAAAGAGAUGUACCGACUCCUGGAGGAGGUCAACACGGCACGUACAUCCCUUUUUUUCUACGAAAAGGGAACUGAGCUACCGGAGCAAGUCUAUAGUUUCCUAUAGCCUGGUCAUUAAAUCCUA
Vavraia culicis subsp. floridensis is the source of this 1108-nucleotide messenger RNA. RefSeq lists its product as uncharacterized. Lineage: Eukaryota; Fungi; Microsporidia; Pleistophoridae. The transcript has a single exon. The annotation marks the transcript as partial. Gene Ontology annotation, molecular function: NADP binding; glucose-6-phosphate dehydrogenase activity. The record is from RefSeq and is a predicted model, not a curated record. Gene Ontology annotation, biological process: glucose metabolic process; pentose-phosphate shunt, oxidative branch.